Molecule: messenger RNA, 1206 nt
Organism: Cyclocybe aegerita
Lineage: Eukaryota; Fungi; Basidiomycota; Agaricomycetes; Agaricales; Hemipholiotaceae
Source: the annotation of a GenBank genome assembly
AUGUCAAUUAAUUUCAGCCUUUUCGGAGGCGCUGAAUCUCUCACAGAAGGUCGAAAAAGGUCGCCGCGCCGAGUGUAUGCGCCGAACGAGGAGCACCAGGAUCAAUAUGCGUUCACGGCACCUCCCCAAGAUCCCAAUGACUUUCUGUGGUUAAUGACGGAAGAACCUCACCGUUCGAGGCGGACGGCCAUCAUGAAGGCUCACCCUGAGGUGACGAAACUUAUGGGUUACGAGCCCCUGACGAAAUACGUCGUGCUGUUUGUCGUCUCCAUCCAGAUCAUCUUUGCCAUAUACCUUCGGCACCACUCUCCCCUUUCCCCUCUCUUCGUACUCUGCGCGUAUGCCGUCGGUGGCACCGCCAACCACAACCUCUUCCUUGCGAUCCACGAAAUCACGCACAACCUCGCGUUCAGAGGUAUCACGCCGAACAAGCUGCUCGCGAUGGUCGCGAACCUGCCGAUCGGGAUCCCGUACUCAGUUUCAUUCAAGAAAUACCACAUCGAGCACCACAAGUUUAUGGGCCAGGACGGCGUCGACACGGACCUGCCGACGCGGCUUGAACUGAUGUGUCUGAACAACGUCCUGGGCAAGGUCAUCUUCGCGACGUUCCAGAUACUCUUCUACGCGCUCCGGCCGACGUUUGUGCGUGCGCAGAAGCUGACGCGCUGGCACCUCCUCAACGUCGUCGUUCAGCUAGUAUUUGACUACGUCCUCGUGUCGGCGUUCGGCGCCCGGCCGCUGAUAUACCUCGUGAUGAGCAGCUUCUUCGCCGGAAGCUUGCAUCCCCUCGCAGGUCACUUUAUCGCCGAGCAUUACCUUUGGGACGGGCUGGAGCAGGAGACGUACAGCUACUACGGUCCGCUUAAUAUCCUGGCGUACAAUGUUGGAUAUCACAACGAGCACCACGACUUCCCUUCAAUUCCAUGGACAAAACUGCCAGCGUUGCGCAAGCUUGCCCCCGAAUUCUAUGAUACCAUUCCUUCCCAUCCCUCAUGGCCCAUGGUAAUCGUGAACUUUAUUCGCGACCCGGAAGUCGGUAUGUUCGCCAGAGCGAAGCGCUUGGGGAAAGGCCACCCAGUUGACCCAGCCUUGCUGGCAAAGGGCGUAACGGGCAUGGUUUGUGCCACCAGCAAAGAUGUCAAGCCUGACGAAAGUGGGAGCGAAGAUAGAGAGCUGAGUGAAGAGGAGUCGGAUAAGAGUGAAUGA